Thyridium curvatum is the source of this 912-nucleotide messenger RNA. RefSeq lists its product as uncharacterized. The transcript has a single exon. Lineage: Eukaryota; Fungi; Ascomycota; Sordariomycetes; Thyridiales; Thyridiaceae. The record is from RefSeq and is a predicted model, not a curated record. Bases 1 to 912 code for a protein of 303 amino acids.
AUGAACACGGCCGGCGUCAUCAUCCUCGUCCUCGUCCUCUUCCUCGUGGGAGGGGCCGUCGGCUGGGUUCUCUUCACCCGCUGGCGAGCGCAAAGAUUAGGCGUAAGUAGUUCUCUCAAGCCCCUCGUAUUGGCCUUCUCAUUCCUCCUGCUGUCGGCGAUGCUUGCCCCCCCCGGCGGCGCAACACUGGGCGCGCGUUUUGCACAAGACAACCCACCGCCACUGUCCAUACAUACAGACAAAAGGCUAACCAUCAAAACCCAACGCAACAAACAGCUCCCGCCCCCGUCCUGGUCCUCCUUCAUCCCCUUCGUCCGCUCCGAGCCCUCGUACGGCGUCCAGCCCGCGCGCGGCGGCGUCGUCGGCUGGUUCAACGACCAGGUCCGCAAGUUCCGCAACCGCAACAACCGCAGCGCCGCGGGCGCCUACGAGGGCGCCAGCGGCGUCGGCGGUGCCAGUGCCGGUGGUGGGUCGCACGUGGGCACGGGCCGGCAGGGCCGCGCCGGGUUCGGGCCCCUGGACCCGGACGACGCGUGGGACGCGCGCGUCGGCGCCGAGGCCGACAUGUACGGCCCCAGCAGCUACUACGAGGAGCAGGAGCUCGGGUCGCACCCGCAGCACGGCGGGUCGAGCUACGCGAUGAACCUGGCCCGCGACGAGGAGGAGAUGGGUGCCGGCGGCGGCCAAGGCCGGCGCGGCAGGACUGGCGCCCCCGGCACCGGAGGCGGCCGGGCGAACCCGUUCGAGGACGACGCCGAGCCGAGUAACAUGAGUCUGAGGGGGGUGAGCCCGCGGCCGAUCGACACGUCGGCGGCGGCGGCUACGCCGGCGAAGAAGGGCGGGCCGAAGGACGGUGGGAGUGCCGAGAGCAGUCCUACCGAGAGGAGAUCGGUCUUUAGAGAGAACGUGUAA